AUGGCCUCCAAUUUCCCAUCCUCAAUUGGCCCCCGGACGUACGGCCUGUUCCUCAUCCGAACUGUCCAAGCUGCACUGGCGCCCGAUGAACGCUGGUUGGCAUUCCAGAACGUUGCCGACCGGUGCAGGGUUAAGAAUUGGGACGUUGAGAGUGUCAAGCACUGGCACGCGGGAUCUAACAGUGCAGCCAUCGAACCAAGCGAGAAGCGUUACGUGGAUGAGGUCGAUGAUCUGGUCUACGUGCUUCCGCCAUUGCGUCUGCCGCCACUGCUGCGCCUGUUCGCCAAAUUCUUUAAGAGCUCUGACGGCGAGGACGAAAAGACGGUAGUGCUGAAUAAGGAGAGGGCGCGCAGAGUGUUCGGUCUCAUCUCGUUUCCCUUUGCACUGUCCAUGCUCAUCGGCCCACUGUGGAUUCUGAACGUGCUACCCAACAUCAACGCUCGGCUGGGCGGCAUCACCGGCUUCGUACUCCUCCUCGCCCUGCAUCUCGUCCUGAGCACGCCCGCCAAAGCAGAGGUGAUCUGGGGCACGACAGCAGCGUGCUCUGCCGUCCUGAUGGUCCUCCUCCAGAUACAGAGUUCGACCCGCUAG
Molecule: messenger RNA, 591 nt
Organism: Geosmithia morbida
Lineage: Eukaryota; Fungi; Ascomycota; Sordariomycetes; Hypocreales; Bionectriaceae
Exons: 4
Coding region: 1-591 (196 amino acids)
Source: RefSeq, a predicted model, not a curated record